UGCAAAGGGCUAAUCCAAAGCGUCAAAUUUAUGUAAUCUAUUUCGUAAUUAUAUCGUGUAUAAUAUAAACAUAUUGAGAACAGAAUGCAGAUUUAUCUUAAAAAUCUACAAACUGUGACACGCAACCUGUUGUCACAUUCUUUCAAGAACCAGGUAUGCUGCCAUAGAUUCCAAAGAUGUUUUCAGACAGGCAAGGUCAGCUACAGUCAGUUUAAUGCACUAAGACAUCACAUCACGUCACAAAAGAAGCUGUCUUCAGUUGUUGUUUCCCAGAUAAUCCGGAGGACUGGUACAGCAGCCGGGAAUGUUUUACCAGAGAUCACUCCACAUGCCCAGAAGAUUGUUGGUCGCUGGCUCCUCACAUGUGCAGGCAUGUGUGUGGGGGCCGUCAUUCUCGGGGGAAUCACCAGGUUGACAGAGUCUGGCCUGUCGAUGGUGGACUGGAAGCUGUUUAAGGACAUGAAGCCCCCAAGAUCACAACAGGAGUGGGUGGAGGAGUUUGAGAGAUAUAAGCAGUACCCAGAGUAUCAAUUUAGUGGGAAAGAGAUGACACUGACUGAGUUUAAGUUUAUCUACUAUAUGGAGUGGGGCCACCGAAUGUGGGGGAGGGGAGUGGGGCUGGUCUAUGCUCUUCCUGCCAUCUACUUCUGGAAGAAAGGCUGGCUGACCCGCGCCAUGAAGCCCAGGGUACUUGUGUUUGGGGCACUCAUCGGCUUCCAGGGUUUUCUGGGCUGGUACAUGGUGAAGAGUGGCCUACAGGACCAGCCUGAGUCCACAGAUGUGCCGCGUGUCUCCCAGUACCGACUGGCUUCACACCUCGGCUCUGCCCUGCUGCUGUACACACUAUUCCUUUGGAAUGGCCUGUCACACGUCCUGCCUCAAGUCAAGGUGCCCGAGUUCCGUCAGUUAAAAAUGGUGAGAGGCAUGUCCCAUGGACUCAUGGCCACUGUGUUUAUAACAGCCUUAUCAGGAGCUUUUGUAGCUGGCCUGGACGCUGGGCUGACAUACAACACAUGGCCUUUGAUGGCUGACCGCUGGAUUCCCACUGACCUGUGGGCCAUCAGCCCGAAGUGGAAAAAUAUGUUUGAGAAUGCAACAACGGUGCAGUUCAAUCAUAGAUACCUGGCAGAAUCUACCAUACUUCUGAUUGGAGGAUUCUGGUUCAUGUGUCGCAAGUUCCCCCUCCCACCUCGAGCCAGGAUGGCCGUUAACUGCCUCUUUGGAAUGGCUCUUCUUCAGGGUACCCUGGGAGUGUUAACGUUGCUGUAUUUCGUCCCAACCCACCUGGCGGCCACGCACCAGUCUGGCUCCGUGGCACUGCUCUCAUUCGCUACAUGGUUCGCUCAUGAGAUGAAAAAAAUGCCCAAAUAAUUAGUUAAUAUUUAUAUUUGGGGAAGUGUUAAAAUGGUUCAAAACCUUGUUCAUGUGAUAGUUUAUUUGUUGGAAAAUUAAUGCAAGAUCCAAAUUUACUUCAUUGAUUGAUCAUAAAAAGCAAGAUUUUGUAAAAAGAAUUGUUUGAGUUAAAUGUAUUGGGAUUUUAAAGCGACAGUCCGCAAAUCGGGCAAAUUAGCCAUGAAAAAAAAAAAAUUCAUCUAUGUGUUGAUAAGCAUUCCUGACUGACGAAUCCAAAAAAAAUUUGGUUCAAAUCGACCUAGAAAUGAGUUUUUCGUGUCAUUGUCAAUAUCUCUUCUUAACUAUCGGCCCCCGAGAGUUAACGGUUAUAUAAAUAGAAAAAACAGUGGGAUUCCAAAGUUCUUGCGCAUGCGCAGGGCGAUACUAUUUCCCGGUCUCUCCUCGUAAAAUCCGGUCUCAUCCGGUCUCAUAAAUCCCGGUUCAUAACUUAUGGCCCCAGGCAACGGAUUGUGUUGCUGAUGUUUAUAACACGAUUUUGACAAUCUUAUUUGUUUUUAUAUGUAACAAAAUGGUAUAAAAUAUAUAAACAUUAUGUCUUAAUUUAUGCAAUUUGUUAUAGGUAUACACUAUUUAUGCAAUUCGUGUUAAAGGUGUAGAGAAAGAUGCGAUGCAGUACAAAUGCUCAUGUUUUUUGCAUAAAAGAUUGAGGACGGCUAGAGUAUGAAGUAACUUAGAAUUGCACCUUUUAAAUUAUGUUAUGUUAUGUUAUUGUUCUUCCUUUUAUGUUUACCCCCCCCCCCAACAUAAAAUUUUUUAAGCAUAAAUGAUUACAAUUGAAAAAUUCCAUGUUUGCAUAUCCGACUCAUAUCUGAUUUACAUGUAGUCAAGCAUUGUUAUUUUUUUGUAUUACUAUUAUCAAUAGUAUACUUAUAACUGAAUUUAAUAUGAAAAAAACACACACUCAAUGUGUUUGUUAUUCAUGACAUUAAUUUCAGUACAUGUGCAUAUUUCAUGUUUUUAUCUUUGCCUAAAUUUAUUUUAUGUUUUAUUGAUAUAAAAUUUGAAAUAAAUAGUGACAUAAUUAUCAUCAAAUAUCUAAUGUUUUAAUCAACUGUAAUCUUUUGUAAUCCUAUUACCCCCCGCGGUCAUUAACACCUUUUUGAUCACGCCCGAUAGCUACUAUAAAACAGAGACCGGAGGAGACCGGGACCGGAUGAGACCGGGACCGGGAAAUAGUAUCGCCCCCAAGAGUAGUCGGAAAAACCGUAGACCUACUUUCUCUUUUGCCGUCUAAAAAUAGCAACUUUCGGCAAUUUUCAAUUUGUUAAAUCUAAGUUAUUAAAGCGAUUUUUUAAAAAAUAACUGCGGUUCAGUCGGUCUGAAACAAUGUGGAACUUAUUAAAAACUUUUGAAAUACGGUUACUUUUGCGGACUGUCGCUUUAACCGAAAUUCAACUUAUUUCGUUUCCUGUUAUGCUUAAAUUUAAUAAAAAUAUUUCAAUUCGCAAAUAUUUGGAAAUUCUCUUUAAAAAUCACUUUGGCGAUGAAAUCUCAAAAUAAUUCAACCUGGCAUGGUGAAUGUUGUUGCUUUUAUAAAGCAACAUGAGAAUAAACAUUUUUAAGAGUAAAACUAACAAAAAAUAGCAGUGAAAUUGACAUGAUAUUCCACUGAAAACCAUAAAGGUAUAUCAGAUUUUUGUGCUGUUGACUAUAGGAUAUUUCUCAUUUCAUGUACAUAUUGUGAUUUUGAAUGAACUAAGUUGCUUUGAUUUUUAUAUAUUCCUUCAUUUUCUAUUAACAAUAGCUUUUUUGCUAACUGUUUACAGUGAUAUAUCUGAACAGUAUUUUUAGUAUGUGGAACUUCCAAUAGUUUUGUAAAGGGCUGUUUCUUUAAGAACCCUAGUAGCAACUUUGUGCCUAGAAUAUUUUUUUCAACAGUAGUACCAAGUAACUACCACAUUUUAAAUCCUUCUAGUGUUUCAUUAAAAAUCCUACCUAAAUAUAGCAGCAGAAGUUACUGUUAAGAAUCUCUAGAAGUAUGAAAUUGCUCCUAUUAUUCUUGAUGAAACAGCCCUUCGUUUAUUAAACUUACUGGUACCGGUACUCUUUCUUUUCUAUUGUGUUCAUGCAUUCAUGAUUACAAAAAACUUUUGAUGUACAUUUGCAAUUUAUUGUCAUGGAUGUUGCAAAGACAAGUCCUUAGGAUGUGAGGUUCUUGCAUUUAUGUGUACAAAUGUGUCUUAAUUUUGAACAAAAUAAAAUGAGACAACAGAAGAUUGUUUUGAUUUUA
This is a messenger RNA of Mya arenaria, 3643 nucleotides long. RefSeq names its product cytochrome c oxidase assembly protein COX15 homolog. The record is from RefSeq and is a predicted model, not a curated record. Lineage: Eukaryota; Metazoa; Mollusca; Bivalvia; Myida; Myidae. The transcript is spliced from 10 exons. Gene Ontology annotation, cellular component: mitochondrial inner membrane. Gene Ontology annotation, molecular function: oxidoreductase activity, acting on NAD(P)H, heme protein as acceptor. Gene Ontology annotation, biological process: heme A biosynthetic process. The coding region runs from base 85 to 1371 and encodes 428 amino acids.